Scylla paramamosain (green mud crab) is the source of this 2386-nucleotide messenger RNA. RefSeq names its product DNA damage-regulated autophagy modulator protein 2-like. NCBI's taxonomy places the organism in Eukaryota, Metazoa, Arthropoda, Malacostraca, Decapoda, Portunidae. The coding region runs from base 370 to 1194 and encodes 274 amino acids. The record is from RefSeq and is a predicted model, not a curated record. The transcript has 8 exons.
AGCUCGCACCUGUGGUAUAAGUGAAGGAAGGCAUAAACGAAUAGAGAAUAUUUAACAAUGACUUAGUUACUCCUCAAACAGAAGACUCCAUUUUUUGUGAGCCGUCAAAACAAGUCACAAACAGCUGAUGCGGGGGAGCGGAACACCUGCAGGCGUACCGCCAUGCCCACAAGUAAUCCCAGGUAGCCGGGUGUGUGAUGACUUCCAAGAGCAUAGUAUUCACGUAAGCUACCGCCAUAUGAAUAUCAGCCAUUGCAUACAUAUGUACCUCUCAAGGGUAUCUUCAUAGCACUCCAGAUUAUCACAAGUAUUCUUGUAGCAUUAGCUCAGCUUUUAAGACUUGCCACUUGAAGCAUAGUGGUGACAAUUAUGGAAUCAUCCUACUUAUACUUCCUGCCUCUCACAGUCUUUGUGCUCUUCCCAGCCACCUUCAUCAUCACAUACAUCAUAUCAAUCUUACUGAAACACACAGAACCAGAUUUUCCAUACAUCAGUGAUACAGGAACCUACUCUCCAGAAAGUUGUAUUUUCAGUCAAGCUCUGAACAUUGGAGCAUUUGCAAUACUCGUCACAAUCUACAUACGCUUCCGUCAGAUUGCUGAACUGUACCGCAACCAUUCCUCUUCAGCCAACAUUGUGAGGCUGAAUCGUGUUGGUCUUUGUGUUGGUUCUCUAGCAGCUCUUGGUAUAUCAAUUGUUGCAAACUUCCAAGAGACUAAUGUAUUUUUUGUGCAUAUAACUGGAGCUCUAAUUGCAUUUGGCCUUGGAACCACAUACCUAUGGGUUCAGGCAAUGUGCUCUUACCAGACUCAUCCUCUGGUGAACAGUUUGGCCAUGGCUCAUAUACGCAUGGGGCUGGCAGUUGUGGCUUCCAUCUUCUUUGUGGUGGGUUGUGUUUGUGCAAGUAUUGCUCAUUCACAAUUCAAUGGUGAUGACCCUCGGAAGUGGUACCCUGAGGAUGGGGGCUGGGGCUUCCAUGUGGCCAGCACUGUGUCUGAGUGGGUGUGUGCUGCAGCCUUCAAUUUCUUUAUGCUGACACUUGUGGAUGAAUUUAAGAGCAUUUCUAUGGACCCUCCCCAGGUGUAUGUAUCUGUGGAUACGUUAGCACCAACACAAUACAGUGGGAUUGGAGAACAAGAUCAAACGACAGAUGAUGUACAAGCUAUUUUGUCAUCUCAUUCAUACAUUACCUGAGGAACACCCUCCCAGUCAGCUAGUCACCUGCCUGCUGACUGCUUCGUGGAGGGCAUGGGAGGGAGCAGUGAUGAUUUGAGACAUUUGCCAAACUUUGGGGAGGAAAGAAACAAUAAUCCCGAAUGGCAAAAAGUUAAGUUGCUCUUAAGCAGCUGCUUCAAUUUUUCAUGUGAAGGAAAUGUUCUUUUAGAUGAUGAAAAUAUAUCUUGUUUAGAGGACUCCCCAGAAAUGAAAAGAGAUGAAGCAUCCAGCAAUAGAGAAGUUUCUGACUCGGUAGUGUGUGAUGAUGAAAAUGGUCAUGGAGUUCUCUCAUGCAUUACAUCUCCAGAGAUUCAUUCCACUGAUUAUUUAACUCAGAAUGGAUCAUCUGCAGAAUGGGAAAAGAACAAGUUGUAUCCUGAUAUCAAGAAACAGUCAGGCAAGAACUAUAACUCUUUUGAGUCUUCUCCUCCCCUGGAUGAAAUCACAGAUACCAAAGAGGCUUCUAUGGGAUCGCCAGGUCUCUUGACUGCAAGUGAUGAACUAAGGCCCUUGAUUUCCAAGUAUAAUUCUAUGUUUUAUAAAAAUGAUGGAAGUGUUACAAAUGAAUAUGAUUGUGUUGCUAAAAAGGACAAGUUCUAUAAUAAGGUUUUGCCAUUCCCUAUCAUGAGCAAAAGUUUUGGUUCUCCAGAAUACUCAGGCGCUGUAAAUUCUUUAGUCAAAUUUGAUGAUGAUACAAAUUCACAUUCUGUAUCUUUAAAUUAUAGCAAAGAUAUGGAAUGUAAAGGUAAUAACUUUUCAGUUUUUCAGAAGCCUGUUAUAGCAAAGGAUACAAUGAUCCUCUGCAAUGACUUAGACAGUGAUUGCCAAGUAAUUCCCUUAUCUUUUAGCCCAAAUGUCCACCCAGACAUGGGCUUAGUGCCUCCAGUUAACAGCCAAGUGUCCAUGAACAAUAGUGUGCCUCCAGGAACUUUAGUUAGCUCUUCCUGUAAUAGUAAUUCAUUGGUAACUUUGUUGAAUCAGACCAAAGACUCCACCCAUCCAGCUUCUUGGCCACGAAGGCGGCCCCAGUCACUUCGUGUAGCCAUGUGUUAUUCUGAUCCUGAGCAUCUGCAAGCUAGUUUAGAAAACCCUUCACCUGUUGUUAAUUUACAAGAAAUAGCAUUAGAAGACAUGUCAACAAAUUCAUUAAAAGACUGUUUUUCAAGAAAAA